AUGUUUGAUCAACUUUUUGAAUUUAUCAAAGCUGAUUUGACUAUGACUACUACCUGUAUGCGGAAGCCAAUUUCACCCGAGGAUCGUUUGCUCAUCACCUUGCGAUUUUUAGCCACAGGAGAGAGCUAUGCAUCCCUGCACCUUCAAUUCAGGGUUGGUGUUUCGACCAUCUCCAGAAUUGUAAGGAGUACAUGCAGCGUGAUCUGGCAGAAAUUGCAGCCCACUGAGAUGCCGUGCCCAUCCGAGGAGACUUGGUUACAGGUUGCAGCAGGCUUUCAAACUGUAGCCAAUUUUCCAAACUGCAUAGGGGCAGUUGAUGGCAAACAUAUCAGGGUGCAGCAGCCACCGCACUCAGGCACUCGCUUUUAUAACUAUAAAAAAUAUUUUUCGAUUGUCCUGAUGGCGGUGGCUGAUGCUCACUCUCGAUUUGUUGCCAUUGAUGUUGGCAACUAUGGCAGUAGUGGAGAUUCUCGGGUGCUGCAAGUAUCAGCAAUUGGUAGGCAAAUUCUUCGAGAUUGUGUCAUGCUCCCAGCUGCCAGACCUCUUCCGGGUUCCACAGUUGAUGUUCCCUUUGUGAUGGUAUCGGAUGAGGCUUUUCCAUUAUUGCCCAACCUGCUGCGCCCAUAUGCCCAAAGAGAACUUGAUGCUCGCCGGAGGAUUUUUAAUUAUAGGCUGGCACGGGCACGUAGAGUUGUGGAAUGCGCCUUUGGAAUAAUGAGUAGUCAGUGGAGGGUCCUGAAUACUGCAAUCCGUUUGGAUGUGAACACAGUUGAUUUGUGGUGA
Molecule: messenger RNA, 783 nt
Organism: Hyla sarda
Lineage: Eukaryota; Metazoa; Chordata; Amphibia; Anura; Hylidae
Exons: 2
Coding region: 1-783 (260 amino acids)
Source: RefSeq, a predicted model, not a curated record